Messenger RNA from Insectozyma verbasci, 2042 nucleotides. The record is from the annotation of a GenBank genome assembly. Lineage: Eukaryota; Fungi; Ascomycota; Pichiomycetes; Serinales; Debaryomycetaceae.
AUGCUGCCAAAGUUAAAUAAUGAAGAUGGUAAGCAGUUAGUAUUAGAUUAUAUGAGAUUACAAUAUAGACCAUAUUCGAUUAAUGAUAUACAAUUGAAUUUACACAAUCAAUUUACAAAAAAUAAAUUAGUAUCAGUAUUAGAUGAAUUAGUUAAUGAUCGGGAACUAGUUUCUAAAACUAUCGGGAAGACUACUUAUUAUGUUUACAAGGAGAUAAUACCAGAAGAAAAUGAUAUCAAUGUUGAUGAAAUCAAAGAAGAACACACUGCUUUAUCUCAACACAUAUCGGAUUUAAAAUUAUGGUUGCAAAAAAUUUAUUCAACUCCGACUAAUACUCAAUUAAUUAACAUGGUUGAAUCAUCAUCCACUACUUUUGAAAAUUUACUAGACCAAUUGAAAUCAUUCGAGGAUCAACCCACUAAAAAUCUUGAUAAUUAUGUCAUUAAAAUCACUAAAAUGAAAAAAGCACGCAGGGAGUUAUUAAUUGAUUUAGUGACAACUCUUGGUGAAAUGACAGAUACUAAGGAUAUACCUGUAUGUGUUUGAUAAAUUUCUCAUACUCAGUUACUAACUAUUUAGUCUGAAUGUGGAAUUGACACGGUUGAAUAUAAUCAAUUUGUUAAUGAAAAAUUUUGAAAAAUUAUAUUUUUUUUCACCAACGCAAAGUACAACAACAACAACAACAACAACUUCUUAGUUUGCAUCCUUACUUCCUUACCUAUGUUUCAAUGAUUUCACGAAAUGUGCAAAGAGUAUUUGUAUUAUUAUCAUGCACUUUUCUUGGUUUGAUUUGUGGUACUUUAUAUUUAUAUUCUUCAUAUUCACCUCAAUUAGCUAAACAAUUAGGUUAUACAGUUUCUGAUUCUUCAUAUAUUGCAUUAUUUGGAACUAUUGGCUUGGCGGUGGCUGGUCCAAUUUCGGGAAAUAUAGUAGAUAAAAAAGGUUAUAGUGUUUCCAUAUCAAUUGGUGGUAUUUUAUUAAUUUUAGGUUAUUCUGGACUAAAAAAACAAUUUGACUUACAAUGGUCUAAUCUAAAUUUGUCCAGUUUUUGGUUAUUUUCAAUUGGGUUAGGUUCUACAUUUAUUAAUAAUGCAUGUUUGAAAUGUUGUGCUAUUAGUUUUCCCAGUAUUAGAGGAGUUGCAACAAGUUUACCAUUGGCUUUAUAUGGUUUAAGUGCAUUAUUUUAUUCUGUAAUUGCUUCUAUUUUUUAUCCAAAUGAUACUUCAAAAUAUUUGGGUUUUUUAACUUAUUCAAUCAUGGUAAUUUUAAUCAUAUGUUUUCCUUAUAUUUAUUUAGCUGAUUUAGAACAUAAGAGAAAGAAUAAAAAUAGUAAAACAAAAUACAUUGCAAAUGAUUACCUAUUUUCAAAUUUUAAAUUUUGGUUAAUUUUUUCAAUACUUGGAAUAUUAGCAUCAAUUGGACAAAUGUAUAUAUAUUCAGUUGGUUAUAUGGUUAAAGCAUUAAUAGUCUCAGGAGAUGCCAUUUUGAUUCAACAAAAUCAACAAUUUCAAGUUGGGUUAAUCUCAAUUGCAAAUUGUAUUGGUAGGAUUAUAUCUGGAGUUUUGGGAGAUAUAAUAUCUCAAUCAUUUGAUAAAUCUAGAAGUUGGUUAUUAUUCCUACCGGCAAUAGGACUCACCUUGACACAGAUAAUAAGUUAUAACUUAACUGAUGUUUUAAAUCUACCGAUUAAUUCAGUAUUGAUUGGAUUUUUUUAUGGUUUCACAUUUUGUAUUAUACCUAUCAUCGUUGGUGAUUUAUUCGGAAUUGAGAAUUUUUCAUUCAAUUGGGGAGUAGUUAGUCUUGCUCCAAUUAUUCCAAGUUUUUAUUUCACUAGUUUAUUUGGUAAGAUAUAUGAUUAUAAUUCUCAAAUGUUGGAAAAUACAGUUGUUUGUAGUUUGGGUAAUUUAUGUUAUAAUCAAAUUUUUAAGUUGACUGGUGUUGCUAGUGGGAUGUCAAUAUUGAUUACCAUAUUGUUAAAUUUAAAAUUGAAAAAGAAAAUUACGGCAUUACCGUUAGCUAGUCUAGAAAAAAAUAAAAUAUAG